Penicillium angulare is the source of this 402-nucleotide messenger RNA. RefSeq lists its product as uncharacterized. Lineage: Eukaryota; Fungi; Ascomycota; Eurotiomycetes; Eurotiales; Aspergillaceae. The coding region runs from base 1 to 402 and encodes 133 amino acids. The record is from RefSeq and is a predicted model, not a curated record. The transcript has 2 exons.
AUGCGCUUCAUCACCGCUCUCGCUGGCACUCUCUUCGCUAGCUCCUCCUACGCCUCUACAGGCCUCAUCCACACCCUCGAUCAAGAGCACUGCGUCCUUACCUUCGAGGACUUUGGAGGGUGGUCCGGAACUACACUGCCCAUCGGAAAGUGGCACUGGGAUACAAACUCCUGCUCUACCGACGAUUACAGUAUGCCGAAGUACACUUGGCCUCCUGGAGACUCGAAGUAUAUCAAUGUGUUUUAUAACUUCGCCGAUUACCAUGAGGGUGGUCCGGGAUAUACCAGCAUUGUGAUAGGCCCGGAGCCGCUGAAGAUAUUCUGGACUGCCCUUGAUCCUAACAUUGUGGGAACUGUUCAGGAGUUGCCAUUUGUCAAGGAUGGUUUUGCUCCUGGUCUUUAA